Colletotrichum destructivum is the source of this 777-nucleotide messenger RNA. RefSeq lists its product as uncharacterized. The coding region runs from base 1 to 777 and encodes 258 amino acids. The record is from RefSeq and is a predicted model, not a curated record. The transcript has 2 exons. NCBI's taxonomy places the organism in Eukaryota, Fungi, Ascomycota, Sordariomycetes, Glomerellales, Glomerellaceae.
AUGCCCAUAGACGAGGCGCUCCGCAUGGAGUUAGAGGAGAUCGACGACGGAUCACAGGAGUGGAAGAAGACGGAGGCUGGUAGAGCAUGGGUUUCUUGCAGAAAAAAGAUCAUUAUGAGAAGGUGGAUGGGGGAGAGCAUUGGUAUUCUGGUACCGCAUACAGAUGAGUAUGCCGAAGCGGACGUCAGUAUCGCCAAAUGGGCCAAUUGGAACCCGACCAAGCCGCCUAAACGGAUUGCAGCUGGAGAGAGGCCGCUGUACAGGGAAGCAUCUAUAUCGGGCGGCGAAGAGCCAGAUGCUAUCUUCGAGUCGGAUCAGUCGAGCGACGUGGACUCAUGCAUGCAUGAGUGGGAUGACGGCAUCACUCUCCCGUCUAUCGGCUCGGACGAGGAGCAUGACCCCGAGACCAUCGCUGAUUACAACGAUGAUUUGAGCGGUCAGGGUAGCUACGCCCAGAUCUACAGAGAUAACCUCGCGGACGAGAUACCCAGCGUCAUGGGCAAUGUUGCCAUUGUCUCUGACGACGACAUGGACGGCGACAUAGACGACAUCAUGAACGACGAUAUGGACGACACAAAGUCCGACGAAAGCUUUGUGGCAGGCAUAGACUCUGGCUCUGAAACUUCCUCUAAUGAUGAACAAGACGAAGAAAAGAUCGCCAACGAGGAAGUCGAAGAUGUUUGGCAGGGAAACGCAAAGUUCAGAGAGUACCUCGCCAGGGUCGCAAAGCGACAGAAAAGAAAUCAUGAUCAGAGAGAGGCUCAAGGACAGUCUUAG